Coturnix japonica (Japanese quail) is the source of this 3117-nucleotide messenger RNA. It is a transcript of the gene HK3, whose product is annotated as hexokinase 3. NCBI's taxonomy places the organism in Eukaryota, Metazoa, Chordata, Aves, Galliformes, Phasianidae. Gene Ontology annotation, biological process: glycolytic process; intracellular glucose homeostasis; carbohydrate phosphorylation. Gene Ontology annotation, cellular component: cytosol; mitochondrion. Gene Ontology annotation, molecular function: glucokinase activity; ATP binding; D-glucose binding. The record is from RefSeq and is a predicted model, not a curated record.
GAGUGCUGCAUCUGUUGCCGAGGUAACGGCGAGCGGCGUUAGCAACCGCCCUACGACCCCAUCGUGCUCCAUCGCAGCCGCCGGACCCCCAGCCCACCAUGUCCAGCCCCACACGGCGCAGUGGCUCCCCCCGCAGCUCCAACCCCGCGUGGCGGGGGAUGAGCCCCGAGCAGAGGGGUCGGCCGACCCCGAUGCCCGUCAUGAACCGGUGCGUGGGCUCGGUGAUGUGGGAGCUGCACACUUCGGCAUACGGCCCCAACAACGGCCUCUUCGCCAUCGUGGGGCACAGCUGUACCCUCUACUCCCGGGGUCGGGACAGCGACCACGGGACUCCGCAAAGUGCUGUGGAUGCGGAGGGGAGGGCUCCGGGGAGCCUCCAGAUGGGAGCUCAGGACAGGGGUCCGUCCUGCACGCCGGUGCAACGGGCGCUGCUGUCGCUCACCCCGACGCUGGAGAAGCUUCAGGAUGUGAAGGGCUACGUGCUGGAGGCCCUGGAGCGGGGGAUGAGCCAGCAGGGCCAAGCGCCUUCCCCCAUGAAGAUGCUGCCCACCUUCAUCCGCUCCACCCCCGACGGCACCGAGAAAGCCGACGUGCUGGUGGUGGAGCUGUGCCAGAACCAUGUCCGCACCGUCUGGGCUUCCCUCACGGGCGGCGGAAACCAGAACCCACAGCUGAUGCACCACAUCUUCGAGAUUCCAGUGAACAUCCCGCAGGGCCCCGGGGAAGCGCUCUUCGACUUCAUCGCACAAUGCCUGAAGACCUUCCUGGGGGAAAUCGGCAGCCCCGAGACCCGCCUGCCCCUGGGCUUCGUCUUCCCAUUCAGCUGUAGGCAGAUGGCGCUGGACAAGGCUGAACUCAUCUCCUGGUCCAAGGGCUUCCAAUGCAGCAAUGUGGAGGGGAAGGAUGUGGUGCAGCUGCUGCAGGCGGCCAUCAGCAGGCAGGAGCUCAACCACGUGGAGGUGGUGGCCCUGAUGAACAACACGGUGGGCGCCAUGAUGACGUGCAGCACACCACAGAAACCUUGUGAGAUCGCCUUGGUUGUGGGUUCGGGCACCAACUGCUGCUUCAUGGCCGAGUCACGCCUCUUGGAACUGGCGGAUGUGACCAGCGGGCGGAUGUGUGUCAAUAGUGAGUGGGGCUGCCUGGGGGACGACGGCGCACUGGACAACGUGCUGACCCCGUAUGAUCACCGUGUGGACCAGGAGUCCUCCAACCCCGGGGAGAGGAGGUUUGAGAAGCUGGUGGGCAGUGUGUAUCUGGGGGAGAUUGUGAGGCACGCCAUAAUCACACUGGCCUCUGAGCAAGCACUCUUCGUCGGGAAAAACACCUCUGCCCUGGCGAACAGGGGCAUGCUGACAGCACAGCAGGUCCUGGGGAUCAUGGACAAUGAGAACGGCAUGGCCAAGGCUCAGGACCUGCUGGAGUCUCUGGGGCUGCAGCCCAGUGAACAGGACUGCUGCCGGGUGCAGCAGCUGUGCCGGGCCGUGGUGAGCCGUGCCGCCGCGCUCAGUGCCACCGGGCUGGCGGCGGUGCUCAGCCACAUGUGCUACAGCCGGCAACAGGAGCAGCUGAUGGUGAACGUGGGCGUGGAUGGAGGGCUGUACCUCACCAGCACCAGGUUUGGUGAGAUCAUGCGCAGCGUGGUGGGGCUGCUGGCCCCUGAGUGCACGGUCAACCUCGUGCCCACAACUGAUGGCAACGGGCUGGGGGCAGCCAUAGUGACGGCGGUGGCUCUGCGCCUGGCGGCACAGCAGAAGAAGAUGCAGCAGCUGCUGGGCCCGCUGCAGCUCAGCCAUACCGAUCUGCAGCGUGUGCAGGCACUGAUGAUGCAGGAGAUGGAGCGCGGGUUGGACAAGGAGAGAAACGCCGAGUCCUCCCUCCGCAUGCUGCCCACUUAUGUGUGCCACACACCUGACGGCACAGAGAGAGGAGAAUUCCUGGCGCUGGACCUGGGAGGGACCAAUUUCCGUGUGCUGGCGGUGAACGUGUCACAGGAGAACAUCGACAUGUCCAGCAAGAUCUACGCCAUCCCCACGGCCAUCAUGCAGGGCACUGGCGAGGCGCUCUUCGACCACAUCAUGGACUGCAUUAUAGACUUCCAGCACGAGAAGCAGAUGAGGGGUCAGGCCCUGCCACUUGGCUUCACCUUCUCCUUCCCCUGCCAGCAGCUGGGCCUGGACAAGGCUGUGCUGCUGAACUGGACCAAAGGCUUCAACGCCUCUGACUGCGAAGGGCGUGAUGUGGUUCAGUUGCUGCGGGACGCUGCGCAACGCAAACGGAACACAGCGCUGAAGGUGGUGGCUGUGGUGAAUGACACUGUGGGGACCAUGAUGGCCUGUGGCUACCAUGACCCCAAGUGUGAAAUUGGCCUAAUUGUGGGAACGGGGACCAACACCUGCUACAUGGAAGAGAUGGCAAAGGUGGGCACCGUGGAAGGGGACCAGGGCCGCAUGUGCAUCAACAUGGAGUGGGGCGCCUUCGGGGACAACGGCUGCAUAGAUAGCUACUUCACCAACUUCGACCGGCAGGUGGAUGAGAAAACCAUCAACGUGGGCAAGCAGAGGUUUGAGAAGCUUAUCAGUGGCAUGUACCUGGGUGAGAUUGUGCGGCACAUCCUGCUGGCACUGGUGGAGGAGGAGGUCCUGCUCCGUGGCAAGUCGUCCCAGAAGCUGAAGAACAGAAACCUCCUUCAGACCAAGUUCCUUUCCACCAUUGAGGCCCCCGGCUUGUCCCUGCUGCAGGUGCAGGCCAUCCUGCGCGACCUGGAUCUGGACGCCAAUUACGAGGACAGCGUGCUGGUACGGGAGGUGUGCCAAAUCGUGUCCCGGCGUGCCGCACACCUCUGUGCUGCGGGGAUGGCCGCCGUGGUGGAGAAGAUGCGAGAGAGCCGCGGCCUGGAGCAGUUCACUGUCACCGUGGGGGUGGACGGCACUUUGUACAAGAUGCAUCCAUACUUCUCCCAGAACCUCCAUAAGAUGCUGAAGGAUCUCGCACCCCGCUGCAAUGUCACCUUCAUGCAGUCAGAGGACGGCUCGGGGAAAGGGGCUGCACUAGUGGCAGCGGUGCAUUCCCGUCAGUCCAACCAGUCCUCCUAACAAUAAAACGCUUUGCUCUGCA